Messenger RNA from Dothidotthia symphoricarpi CBS 119687, 1350 nucleotides. RefSeq lists its product as uncharacterized. Bases 1 to 1350 code for a protein of 449 amino acids. Lineage: Eukaryota; Fungi; Ascomycota; Dothideomycetes; Pleosporales; Dothidotthiaceae. Gene Ontology annotation, molecular function: coenzyme A diphosphatase activity. The record is from RefSeq and is a predicted model, not a curated record. The transcript has 2 exons.
AUGGCCGCCCACUCCAAUACCGACCUAACAGCGCACCUGCACACCGUCCUCCAAGACCUCCACUCGACGCCCUACCCCACGAUCCCCUGCCCAGAGAACCUCCCGAAACGCGCCUCCGUUGCCUUGAUCCUGCGCGUGCAGCCAACAUACACACACCCUGCGCCGUCUCCUACCACACCUACAUCACAGAACCCAGACGCCCCCGACGCGCUUCGCGUCUUCUUCGAACAAUCCUGGGUUCAGCACGGCGACCCAGAAAUCCUCUUCAUCAAGCGCGCGUCGCGCGUGGGAGAUAAAUGGACGGGCCAUGUAGCAUUGCCGGGUGGGAAGCGGGACAAGGAGGAUGCGGAUGACGGGGAGACGGCGGUGAGGGAGGCCAUGGAGGAGGUGGGGAUAGAUUUGCGCUCCCAAGAGGACGGCGGGAAGGAGGUGAUAGCGGUAGGGAACUUGCCGCAGAGGAUCGUGACGACGAGUUGGGGAAAGGUGCCAUUGAUGGUCCUGUGUCCUUACGUCUACCUCCUUACCUCGCCUUCCUACCCGUCCCAACGCCUCCAACCCACAGAAGUCGCCUCCACGCACUGGGUACCGAUCCGCGCCCUCCUCGCACCUUCGCUCCGCACGCACGAAUAUGCCGACGUCAGCGCCCGCCUCGCGAAGUCAGAGUAUAGCAUCAAGCGUUGGUUCCUACAGGCCAUGCUGAGCAAGAUGAUGUUCGCUGCUAUCCACCUCAUGCCUUCGAAUUCCACGCAUUGCGCCGAGAUAGCAGGUUUCAUCCCGCCAGAACAUGUGGCCGAGAAAGGCAGGAUAGUCAGCAACACAAGAGACAUGUUAGUAGGAGGCUAUAAAGAAGUGAAACCGCCGCUUCUGCUGUGGGGACUGACGCUGGGCGUCGUGUCGGACUUCCUGGAACACAUGCCACCGCACAACGCGCUGGAGUUGUGGACAUAUCCUACCUUCACGUAUUGGGACAUACGGUUUGUGAUGUGGGCCAUGUCGUACUCGUUUCGACAGCAGAAAUCUCUCGAGCUGUCGUCGAUAACGACCACACAUUCCAGCACGACGACGACGAGCAAUCAGGAUCUACCUGGCAUGGGCAGCGAGGGCGUCGGUCCGCUCUUCGGAGACGAGAAACCUGCUGGCGAAGUCGGCAUAGAGGGCUUGGGUGUUGGGCGCGGGUGGGGACAGAGCGGACGCGCGAAGAUGGUCAGUCGAGGAGCAGCGGUAAACUCCAUGCUCGAGGGGUACUAUCCCAUCGUGAGGAGAGCCGUCUUUGUAACGUUGGUGAGCAGGGUGAGCAUUGUUGCGAUACUAGGAGUUUGGUCGUGGAGGAAAUAUGCAUCGAGCCGGUGA